Messenger RNA from Prunus avium (sweet cherry), 737 nucleotides. It is a transcript of the gene MIA40, whose product is annotated as Cox19-like CHCH family protein. NCBI's taxonomy places the organism in Eukaryota, Viridiplantae, Streptophyta, Magnoliopsida, Rosales, Rosaceae. Gene Ontology annotation, biological process: protein import into mitochondrial intermembrane space. Gene Ontology annotation, molecular function: protein-disulfide reductase activity. Gene Ontology annotation, cellular component: mitochondrial intermembrane space. The record is from RefSeq and is a predicted model, not a curated record.
UGGGCUAGGAAGCCUAGUUUAUGGGCUAUCAGCUGGAUCAGAAAACACGUAGGAUUUGAGCGGGCUACGAUCUCUUGGUUGGUUGUCUCGAUCCAUGACUUUAUUAACUGGAAGAUUGCUGCUCAUUGUAGUAGCAGAGACGGAGAAUAUGGGUCAAGUUCAAAGCGAGGCAGCCACAGUGGACCAACAAGGCCACUGGGUCUCCUCUGCUGUACCAGCUUCUCCCUCCUUUUCUUCCAUGGACUCUCUUGUCGCAGAAGCUGCUGCAUAUGGCAAUGAUGGGAAUGAGUCUCUUGAUGCCAAGGCUCAGAAGGCACUGGAAUGCCCUUGCAUAGCUGACUUACGAAGUGGCCCUUGUGGGCUUCAGUUUGCAGAUGCUUUUGUCUGUUAUCUUAAGAGUACGGUGGAAGAAAAGGGAUCAGAUUGCGUGCAUCCAUUUGUAGUUUUGCAGAAGUGUAUUAAAGCUAAUCCUCAUGCCUUUUCGAAAGACGUUUUAGAAGAAGAUGAAGUUAAGAAAGAGGAAAAGCUGACACAGGAUUACAAAAUCACCCCCCCAAAUUGGGCCAGGGAACCUCCAAGUCCAAAAUCCAAGCUUUAGGAGAAAGAUCUAAACUUCAUUUUUAUUUCCCUCGCAACAAGCAGUAGUCAUUGAAUUUUUUAUUAUAAAUAAAGUUGGCCUUCACUGGAGAUGCUCAAGCAGGUUUUUGGAAUGAUUCUUCAGCAUUCUUCCACACAUA